CAGUGGUCACAGAUAGUCGUGGCAUCUACGUCGUCGAGCUGCCACGGGUCUCCGACAGGGAUUCGAGAGCCCUUGUUGGACGAUAAAAAAGCGACAAGUCGAACGACUGCUCGAUCGUGGAUCGUCGAAAGCGUCGGUGAACGAGUUUCGAGUGUCGCGUUCUUGCGGUUCGGUACCAAGAAUCUAAUUUCGAGUCGACGACGCGGUCGGUAUCGUUAAUGUGCCGUGGUUUCAGUAAAAACGGUAAAAGGUCAAGGGUUCCACCAUCAUCGCCAACGGGCGCCGAGUAGCUGGGACAUUCUGCGUCUGACAUCUUCUUAACGAUGCCUACGCGCACCUCGCCCGCCGUAAUAAACCAUUGCUGGCUGCUGGAAGCACGGCUUCCAAUUUAUUCGAGUGGCCAACUCUUUCGCCCCGAAGAUGCUCGACUCGGUCGCGAAUGAACGACGACGGAGGGGAACCUGCGAUCGAGAAGUUUUCCGGGUCGAAGGAGAACGGAACCCUAUUCCAGCCAGCCGUGCGAACGAUUCUACGCAUAUUUCCGUGUCGAUCAGCCCGCGGAAUGAGAUUUCCCGUCGCGGGAAGUUCAACCCUCCUUUGAUCCCACCCCUGGCCACGAAUUCGCGGAAUCCUUCCGGUGACUCAGCCUUUGGGGGAUGCCCCUAACUCGAGCUCGCUGGGUUCUCUUCAUUUUCCGAUCGGAAACGGCAAAUGUCCCAAUUAUCGAAGCAUUCUUUGACAAUCGAGUGUUAUCGCAUGAUUGCGUUGCGAUAUAAGAACGUGGAUACUUGUACAAGGUAUCUGUCGCUUUCUUCGCAAAGUCCUUCGUGUUGAAACUUUUUGCUGGAACAUUUUGGUCUUCGUCAAGCUCUUCAUCCCAUCCUUUCGCGAUUCCAGACUCAAAUCUCAGGAGCAAAAUUCUCUGAAUUACUCGCAACCCUUAAACAAAGACGCAACUGUCUUUCCUGGAUUUCGUUCUUUCGAAAGUUACAGGAAAGGCCCGGAAUACUUGAGAGACGAAGGAUAAACCAAGAUCCACGUUCGACUAAACGUCGUUUAACAAAGUCCAGCAACUUAUUAGAAGAACUUCUCAGGGAAUAUAAUACAUACUCCCGCGAUACGUUUUCCGUCAUCGCGUCUCUGCUCGGUAAAAGUUCACGCAAGAAUAUCAAGUCGACGUAUGAUGAAGUGCCGCGAGUCGCUUUCCAGAACUUCGUCCAAGUUGCACCGCGGUAGCGAAAUUUCGUCGUUCGGGGAUACCUGUGAACGUCGUUCUCCAUGCUGUUCUCUUGGAAACAGGUGACGCUUAUGAUCAAACUUGGGAGCAAUUUGACGACGGAUAUCGCGGCAAUCGUGGCCGAUCGAAAACUGAACGCUGAUCUCCAGGAAAGACGUAGGGAGCGAAAUAAAUUAACUAUCGCGUUAAAAGUCCCCUUGGCCCUUUCGGAUUCUGAUGUAAAAUUUCCAUUGUUUGGGUCGACCUAAAAACUGAUACACAGCGACCAAUGUAUCGGUACCAAUAUAUAAUAGUGGGUGGUUAUAUUUUAUAAAAUUGGUUUCAACUUUCGUGAAACAAAAAAGAAAGAGGACGUCCUUUGAUCGAUCCACGAAGGACACGUAGUUUAACACGAAGGAUAAUAAAUGGUCAACGCGCGUGGUCGUCUCUCAUGGCCGUGACGGUUGUCGGAGCCCUUCGAGGAACGUCAGAAAUGAGCUCGAAAUGGCAGAGCCAGACGAUGACUUCCCACGUGUCUAUUUCAAGCAUCCCCUUGACGGAAAUUGUCCUGGAUCGUGCAUAGAUUCGUCCAUCUCUGUCGUUCGUCCUUUCUACGGGGUUCCGCGAGGAAGAUCCCCGCGGAAGGACGCGCGUUUGCGCACGAGUCGAAGACUUCUCGCUGCCUGGAUCCUCGGUAUAUCCUCGGUGGUAAGCGUAACUCGGGAUUGUUCGGUCGUGGCUCAUCCAACGUGGACCGAUCGGAAGUCCAUCCUCGUCGCCGUGACUAGCAACAGAAGGUUUCGGAUCAGGAGUCGAGACUGAAACGGAUCACCAUGGACAUCCAAGAGUUCCGUGUGCGCGGCAAGGAGAUGGUGGAGUACAUUUGCGAGUUCAUGAGCAAUAUCCACAACCGAAGGGUAACUCCAGAUGUCGGUCCCGGAUAUUUGAGGCCCCUGCUACCUCCGGAACCGCCGCAGCAGCCCGAAGCCUGGGAGGACAUCAUGAAGGACGUCGAGUCGAAGAUCAUGCCCGGAAUCACCCACUGGCAACAUCCAAGGUUCCACGCGUACUUUCCCGCUGGAAAUUCUUUCCCAUCUAUUCUUGGCGAUAUGCUAUCGGACGCCAUAGGUUGCAUUGGAUUUUCAUGGGCGGCCAGUCCAGCCUGCACGGAGCUCGAGACGAUAGUCUGCGAGUGGUUCGGCAAAGCUAUCGGUCUGCCGACGGACUUCCUCUACUUUAAUCCUGGGAGCAAGGGAGGCGGCGUGAUACAGGGCUCAGCCUCGGAGUGCAUCUUGGUUUGCAUGCUGGCAGCGAGGGCGCAAGCUAUCGCCAGGCUCAAGGAGUCGCCUGCUCAUGCACACUUGGACGAAACUGCUCUUCUCGGGAAGCUGAUGGCUUAUUGCAGCCGAGAGAGUCACAGCUGCGUCGAGAAAGACGCCAUGAUCUGUUUCGUGAAACUGAGGAUCUUGGAGCCCGACGAGAAGAGCGUAAUGCGUGGCGAAACUCUGCGUCAGGCGAUCGAGGCCGAUACCGCCGAGGGAUACAUCCCAUUCUUCGUGUCCACCACGCUCGGGACGACCGCUUGCUGUUCCUUCGACAACCUCAAGGAGAUAGGACCGGUCUGCAAGAAAUAUCCAGGCGUAUGGUUGCACGUGGACGCUGCGUACGCGGGCAACGCUUUCAUCUGCCCGGAACUGAAGUACCUGAUGGCUGGAAUCGAGUACGCGGACUCUUUCAAUACGAAUACCAAUAAAUUCCUCCUGACGAACUUCGACUGUUCCUGCCUUUGGGUUCGGGACAGGUUCAAGCUGACCAGCGCGCUCGUCGUCGAUCCGCUUUACCUUCAACACACCCACGCGGACACGGCCAUUGAUUACAGACAUUGGAGCAUACCACUGAGUCGACGAUUUCGCUCCCUGAAACUGUGGUUCGUCAUGAGAAAUUACGGGAUAUCCGGUUUGCAGGCGUACAUUCGCAACCACAUCGAGUUGGCGAAAAGAUUCGAGGCGCUCGUCAAGAAAGACUCGAGAUUCGAAGUUUGCAACGAAGUCGUGCUGGGAUUGGUGUGUUUUCGCGCCAAAGGCUCCGAUAAGCUUAAUCAAAAGCUUCUGAGCACCAUCAACGAUUCAGGGAAGCUUCACAUGGUGCCAGCGAGAGUGAAUCAACGCUUCACGAUUCGUUUCGCGCUUGCCGCGCCGAAUGCCACUGGCGAUGACGUCGACAUAGCGUGGAGCAUCAUAACGGACUAUCUGGCCGAGUUGCUGGAGUCCAAGGACGUGAUGGACGAGCUGGCAGACAUCCGUGAGAAGAAGAGGAAAGCCACGCUGGAGCAAAGGAGGUCCUUCUUCGUUCGCAUGGUGUCCGAUCCCGCGAUUCAGCCAGGAUUUACGAAGACUCCGAACAGAACGGGAGCGAAAUUGGACGCUCAGGCGACGAUCGGUGGCAUCGGCUCGAAUCCCCAUCCCGCGUCUCGUUCGUGGAUAUCCUGGCCACUGGCCUACUUGAUGCAAGCGAAGGACGCUGAUACCAGCGAACUGUCACUCAGAUUUCGUCAUUUGGACACCAUGGUUCGCCUGAAGGCGGGCGGGACCGGAAGUCGUCGCGGCAGCAGCAAUGGCUGCAGCCCCGAGCCAUCACCGUCUGGUUCUCCGUCCCGUGGAAGAUCACCCAACGGCAGGGCGUAAAGUGCCCUUCCAUCCUCGAAUCGUCCAGCCAUUUUCUAAGGUUUCUCCAGGUCGGAGUGGACCAGUGAUCGUUUUUAUACAAAUUAUUCUCGAUGAUCACGUUGAUCGGUGAACCCUUUCCACUCGAGAGACGACUCUCACUCACCACUAGGUUUCACGCAGCAAAUCUACCAACAAUGUUUCUUUAGGUUCUAUUUCUUUGGAACUCGAAUUGUCCAGUAAAGGUGACCUGUUCCUCGAAUCUCAAAUUAGAGGUCUAAUCUUCGAAGUCGAUCAAAGCUUAGCAUUCGUGGCGAUAGAAUGCUAAGAAAGCAUCUCAAGUUGCUGGAAGAUACCAGAAGAAUAGGCCUCGAGUGCAAAGGGUUAAUCAUACCUGAUCAUCUCCAGGUACCGCAGUCAUCUUAAUCAUUUCAUCGGACACGGUUCCAGGUGCAUGGACUAGGAAUGGAACGUUCAGCGAGGAAAGAGAUCCUUGGACCAGAUACUGCCCGACGGAAACGAACGACACGUUCGCAGAGAUCGACCGGAAAGGACGUCCCCGAAUUGCUCAGCAACGAACAACGGAGCGAUGUUUGAAAUCGAUCGAUGGCUCGUUUAGAUAUGCGCGUGUGUGCCCCCUCCCCCCCCCCCCCCUCGUCAUCAGUUCUCGUUGCGUUUUUUCGUUAGGGAUCUUUUGAACUUUGUAGUAGCCGUUGAAUAAGUUUCACGUUUCCCGUACCCCUGGCGACCGUAGUAGCUCAAACGCUCCACCGAAGGAGGCGCUCGAUAAAUACAAGUACACCUUCUUUACUUGCUUAUCGAUCUGUUUAUAUAAAUGUGCUCUGUUUUGGAUCGCCACGGAAUCAUGUUCCACGCGGACACACCAGUACACGUGUAACAUACACACCUAUAUAGAUAUAUAAAUAUAUAUAUAUAUAUAUACAAGGUCGAUAGUAAACGAUUUCAGAAAUAAAGAAUCGAGUACUUGUUAUUACGCUGCUACCUCCCCAACAAAAACCAUGGAGCGUAUCGCAUAAGUUAUCUAAGUUAGGCAAAGCACGCUCUAUGGUGAAUAUAAACUAACUGAAAAUGGAUAAAACGAAAUUGCAAAAGAAAGACUUGGUGAUUUGACAUUUUAAUGUUGUUAAAAAAAAAAAAAAAAAAAAAAAGGUCAUAAAGAGGUUGGUUGAAUGCUCCAAAAGUCUGGGGUCACCAGGGUGACCGAUGCAGCUGAAUUCUGUUCGUUCUCUGUCGCGUUCUUUAUCCUUUCGCGUUCGACGUUCCAAGCGUCCGUGAUAUUCAUUCCAUUCUAUUUUAAUUCACAUUUUCGAUUAGUUUACGCAAACGACGACGUGGAAUGCGAGCGACUGUCCCAUUAACGUACGUGUUCCCAGAAUUCCGCCGAAUGGUGCUACGUCAAGAGUGAAACACGCGAACGUAAUCGACUUACGUUGGACGAGCUCUGGGGAAUGUUGGGUACGCGACGUGAAACAAUUCCUUGAGUCGCAACCCCGUGGCAAAACAUAUUUCGAUCGUGUGAAUCGGCUCGAUUGCGACGGAACAUGUUCGCGAGAAAGAGUAAAUUAUUCCCGUCGGCGGAGCGACAGACAGAAAUCGAUGAAAGAUGACAUUCUAAUCGAUCGUAUCGGGUUCACUUUAAACAAUAUAAAAGAAAGCUCGCGACAAAAGAAAAUUUCUCGACAAAAAUCGCUCGAGUGAGUCUGUGUGCCUUCUAUACUAAUUACAAAGUCCACUCUUCUGCAUCCCUUCGUAUUUAUUCCUAUCAUCGUUUUAUCAGCACGCCUCGUUAGCCUCCUCUGAUACCAGAGCAAACACCGUUAAAAAUGUUUCGAGGGCCAGCUACUCGACGACUCCUUCGUUCAUUAAAUUCCGUUAUACCCGAAAAAGCUCCAAAAUGAUACGCAAGUCAGACUUUUGAUAAAAGUACAGCUGUACCGAACGCACAGCGUUUCCUUAGUCUCUGAUAUUUCGAUUGGUCGCCAACAGUCGGAC
Hylaeus anthracinus is the source of this 5892-nucleotide messenger RNA. Its product is annotated as aromatic-L-amino-acid decarboxylase-like. The coding region runs from base 2050 to 3900 and encodes 616 amino acids. The transcript is spliced from 14 exons. Gene Ontology annotation, biological process: amino acid metabolic process. The record is from RefSeq and is a predicted model, not a curated record. NCBI's taxonomy places the organism in Eukaryota, Metazoa, Arthropoda, Insecta, Hymenoptera, Colletidae. Gene Ontology annotation, molecular function: carboxy-lyase activity; pyridoxal phosphate binding.